Messenger RNA from Anoplophora glabripennis (Asian longhorned beetle), 1768 nucleotides. Its product is annotated as angiopoietin-related protein 7-like. The coding region runs from base 89 to 1450 and encodes 453 amino acids. NCBI's taxonomy places the organism in Eukaryota, Metazoa, Arthropoda, Insecta, Coleoptera, Cerambycidae. The record is from RefSeq and is a predicted model, not a curated record. The transcript is spliced from 7 exons.
UCAUACCAAAGUAGUGUUUAUAUGUUGUGAAUAUAACUCUAUUAAACUUUAUUACAUUCUUCAGUAGUGGGUGAUCUUCAGCUGAAUCAUGUUUAUACAGAGGCUCCUGAUUUGUGCAGCCGUCGUGCUUUGUGUCUUGACUUGUUUAACAACAAUUUCUGCUAACACCACAACCACCACCAUAAGACCACACAUUGACACUGACGACAAUGAAUAUUAUCACCGCAGAUAUAAUUCUGGAAGAAGAAACUGUGACACAGAACAAAUAGAAUACAGACUAACAAAAUUGGAAGUACAGUUAGGUGAAAAAUCGGCCCAUUUGACCUCUGAACUGAGAGAAGGUAACCGGAGACUUCAGGCACUAGAAAUUCAAAGCGCUGAAGUCCAGACAUCUGUAGAAGGUUUUAGAAAUGAAAUGAGCAGAAUAGCAAAUUUUGGCCAAACAGUCCCUGCUAAUUAUUAUCAGCAAGCAGGUGUCGACAAAAUGGAAUCCAAGAUUAGUAAUUUAGUCAAGGGAAUGCAGCUAGUGGUAGCAACCCUAAGAAGUCUUAAUUCAGACGUUACUUGGAUCAAGAAGAACAUUUCUUCUAUCACUAAUGCCACUGACACCCUGCUACACAAGUACAACGAUUUGACAACAAAGCAAUUUCUGUCUAAUUCUCUGAUCGACGUAAAACACAAUCAGCUUUAUCCCCCAAUACCUCCAAACAUAUUCCGGGAACCAGACACAUCUAAUUUAUCUCAUCUCCCACGAAAUUGCAAGAAUGUUCAAGAAAAUGGUAACAACGUCUCAGGAAUCUAUUUGAUACAACCACAUCAGUCACACAGCCCUUUUAUGGUGCUAUGCGACAUGGACACCAAGGACGGUGGCUGGACAUACAUACACAACAGGUAUGAUGGGUCUCAGGAUUUCUUUAACAACUGGCAUGACUACAAAAUCGGAUUUGGAAACAUUGGAGGCGAAUUCUGGCUGGGCUUGGAGCAUAUUUACCAACUAACUGGUCAUGAAGUCAAUGAAUUGCUAGUGGAAUUAGUGGAUGCCGAUGGUGAUAAGGCAUACGCCCAUUACGCUGCUUUCAGUAUAGGUUCGGAACAGGAAGGUUACGCAUUGAAAGUACUAGGUGGUUACAAUGGCGACGCUGGAGAUUCCUUGAUCUACCACGCGGGAAGUCGGUUCAGUACCAAGGACUUCGACCAGGACAGCUGGGUGGAAGGCAACUGCGCACAAGCUCACAGUGGUGCGUGGUGGUACCGAGGGUGUGAUACCAGCAACUUGAACGGAAAAUACUUAAGCGGACCGCUGCCCGAUGAUUUCCUCUACCAAGGCAUGUAUUGGGCCGAAUUUAGAGGUGCUCAGUACAGCCUGUCUCAGGCAAGGAUGAUGAUCAGGCCCAGGGGCCCAAACAGCCCACCAAUAUUCCCAGAAGGACUCUUCAGCAAAGGGAAUUAAUGUGUUCAAUAUUACAUGAGAUUACUUGUUCUGGUUUUCUUUCAGUGAUAGUUUUAAUAAUUUUUAGUAAUUACUAAUUAAAUUCUAACUGCAGUUCAUUUCGUUGCAUCAAUGAAAAAUAAUUGUACAGACUUUCAUCAGUAUCUACCGGGGAACAAUAAAUUAAUGAUUAUGAGAUUACAAUUUAAGUCCAGUCUCAAACAAAACUGCUGAUGUUUCCAACAAAGUAACAGAAUGAAGUAACUUUAUUAGUCAAUGACUGAAAGCUUACAUACUUACAUUUAAUGUUUCUUCGUUUUAUAAUGAUUAUUUAAUAAA